AUGCGCACCACCCUCGCCGUCGUCCUCCUCACCGCCGGAGCCGCGGCCUUCUUCGACGGGCCCUGCACCGACACCGAGUGCGGCGCGCCCGACCAGGCCGCGGUCAACUGCGAGGCGGACGGCAGGGUCUGCGUGCCCUUCCCCGUCGUGUCCGUGGAGGGACGUACGGGAUGCGCCUGCAGCGUUGCGUAG
This is a messenger RNA of Colletotrichum graminicola M1.001, 192 nucleotides long. RefSeq lists its product as uncharacterized. Bases 1 to 192 code for a protein of 63 amino acids. The transcript has a single exon. The record is from RefSeq and is a predicted model, not a curated record. NCBI's taxonomy places the organism in Eukaryota, Fungi, Ascomycota, Sordariomycetes, Glomerellales, Glomerellaceae.